Messenger RNA from Cladophialophora yegresii CBS 114405, 2322 nucleotides. RefSeq lists its product as uncharacterized. The record is from RefSeq and is a predicted model, not a curated record. Bases 1 to 2322 code for a protein of 773 amino acids. NCBI's taxonomy places the organism in Eukaryota, Fungi, Ascomycota, Eurotiomycetes, Chaetothyriales, Herpotrichiellaceae. The transcript is spliced from 3 exons.
AUGUCGAAUCGACGAACUUUGAGCGAUCGGCCUCGAGGCUGGUCGCAAGAAUCCGGUAGUUCUCAGGAAGAAGUCAUCGUCUACCAAGGCAACCGCGUGGCGAAACUACCGGAGCGACAACCAACUGUCCCACCGAGUGGACACAGUGCUCAGAAAGACGAAGGAUUUGCACGAUUCCUCAAAAAGCACUCUUCUCCUACACAUCAACGAGUCACUACUGGUGGCCGUGUCGUGCCCAUGGAGCAGCGUCCUCCGUUCUUCUCUCUGCAACAGCCAAGCCAAGACCCAGAAGAUCAGAAGAAGGGCGUACACGAGGACGCCAAAUCCACCACAAAGCCGAUAGCUGCGGGUUUCGAUCCAGCAGAACAAGCUGUGGCAGACAAUAGCAUCCUCCAACCCCAGCCUCAGCCGUUCAUGCCUGUCAGCAAUGGGGUCAUGGACGCCGCCACGUUCACCGCCGGCGCUGAUCCCUCUGUCGUCGCUUCAAGCAUGCCUCUCGGCCUUGAUGCUGGCCGCAUGCAGCCAAAUUAUCUGCAAGCCAUGACAUCUGCGCCCUUCUAUGCGGCCAUGCCUGGGGACCCGUACAGCUUGACGCCCAUGCACUGUCAAAUAAAUCCAGCGGGUGCAAUGCCGUUCGCUGGCUUCAAUGGUGCCGUCGCUCCGAGCUUCCCUAUGCCUUUCAUCUCAAACCCUCACAUGUUGGGCUUUCCGCCUUCGUGCGGCAUCACGACUACUCCUACCGUUCCUCCAGCUCUAAGCGGUUCGUAUGCUGAGCACAUGCUCAACGAAUCAACUGAGCUAUUUCAGAACCUCGGAGUACAACUCAGGACCCUUGACCGUCAUCGGGCUAUGAAUGUUCUGGACCCUUACGUUGUGGACCAGCGCAAGGCCAUUGUUCAGCUGCGUGCUGAAGCCAAAAACCAGAUCACGUACUGGUCAGACCAAGUCGGACAAGACCCUCAUCCCAUCCCAAAGGACCCCAACGGUGCUCCGAAUGGUAAGCUGAAUGUGCAGGCUACUUCGUACGUUCCACUUCGAGGUGAUCGGGCUGCGGAAAAGUUCUCCGACACUCCUGGAGGCAGCUUGAAACCCAACGGCAUUAGUCAGGCGCACACAAAGCCCGAUUUCGUGGUGGACAGCACUCGUCGUCCGAUCCCAAUCGUGCCCCCUCCAGAAAAAUUGUCGACUGUGCAGAACAAUGGCAGAGAUGUUGGGUCAAAGAGUGAUUCGGUCGAGGUUGACGGAUGGGGCGUUCGUGUCGGCGCAGCGCCACCUGAGAUCCAACACCAGCAGAACGAGAUGUUGAAGGAAAUCGUCCGUCAAGCCAGUAUUUCCCCUCUGGGCUCCAGUGAGAAUGCAAUCAUCUUCACUCCCCAAGGCUCUCAUGUGAUCACUCCCACGACACAGCCUCAUGAGACCAAAGAAGCCCAGGCCAACACUGAUUCCGGGACGAGCGACUGGUUGCCCGCCCAUCCCGGUCGGGCUCCGCCAACUGUGGAAGCAUGCUAUGAGGUCCAGCUUGACGCCAUGCGACUCCCGACCGGUGUGGUCACCAAAGUCCGAAUGCCCGACGGGACUAUUACCGAAGUGCGUGGCUGUGGCUUGAAGCGGCCACCAUCCUUCGAGAUGGACGAGUUCGAACAACGCUAUUGGACCACCAAGCCUCAAGUGACCAAAGAGAUGUUUGAGAACUUCGUUGAAGUGCGUGCAGAUGGUGGCAACAAUGCUUCCGCCAACAUCGCUAGUUACCUUGAGUUCAUGGGGUUGGAAAGCAACAGCACACAGAUAGGCAAAGCCGAGAUAUCGGACAAGCAAAGCAACGAAUCCAUGCAUGCAGCAACGGAUUUGACCAAUGUUCAAGACAUGCUCCGCGAGAUUAGUGGCCACGGUUAUAGCUCCACGAUCGAAAAAUCAAACGGCUCUGGCCCAAGAUUGUCAACCUUGAAGCUGUCCUCUGCGUCUUCACCGCCGAUGUGGUCGCGGGCGGAUGAAAAGGUUGGCUGGUUCGCAAACGAGCAUUCCAGAAGCGGCCGUAUGACUGGAUCUGAAAGCCAUAGCAGCAAAGGCAUCUCGUCGGUCUCGGUCCAGAAAUUCCAUGCAAUGGGCCGGCUCCCACAUGUGGAUGGUCCCAGCGACGGGCAGAAGGUGUCGGCAUUGUCAUUGCUUGCUGCCGCCAGCAAAGGUGUCAGUCCCCAGCCGGCGCCACGAUCGGUCCCUUCUUCGGACAGUUUCUAUGGAUCGUACGGCCAUGAGGACCACGGUGUCUCAGUCGUCGGCGACGACGUCUUUCGAUCCCGAAUGCCUCAAGAAGAAAGCAUGUAA